Molecule: messenger RNA, 1511 nt
Organism: Falco peregrinus (peregrine falcon)
Lineage: Eukaryota; Metazoa; Chordata; Aves; Falconiformes; Falconidae
Gene: CNPY3
Product: canopy FGF signaling regulator 3
Exons: 8
Coding region: 137-1225 (362 amino acids)
Cellular component (GO): endomembrane system
Molecular function (GO): signaling receptor binding
Source: RefSeq, a predicted model, not a curated record
GACAGCGGUGCCGCCGCCGGGGGAAGCGGGAGCUGCCAGGCUGAGGCAGCCCCACCGCGACACCAGGUGAUGGGUGACGCAGCUGGCGGUGACGGUUGGGGCUGAGCCCUUGGCAGCCCCACAGGCAGUGGCUGCUAUGGAGGUGACCUGGGUGCUGCUGGCUGCCGCACUGCUUCCACUGCUGCCCCCUGGCAGGGCCGCUGCGCCACUGCCCACCCUGGCCCCACCGCUGAGCAUGGUGCUGGCUGGGCAGCGCCGGCAGCUGGUGGUCUGCGUGGUGAGUGACCUGGCCCCUGGCUUAGGCCACACCGUCUGGAUCUCUGGCGGGAACGGCAGCGCCCUGCACUCCUUUGCCUAUGGGGUCUCCCAGGAGGAUGGUGGCACUGUGUGCACUGUCUCCCUCCUCCCCGAUGACCUUCUGGAUGAGGGGGAUCUCUCCUGCCAUGUGGGGCCCAAUAGGACCGCCCCAGACCACAGCUCCAGCCCCAUCCACAUCACAGGCAAUGAGGCAGCAGCAGAGCCGUGUCCUGGUGGAAUGGCAGUGUGCAAGUAUGUGGCAGUGGAGCUGAAAUCUGCUUUUGAGGAGACUGGCAAGACCAAGGAGGUGAUUGACACCAAGUAUGGCUUCCUGGAUGGGAAGGGCUCUGCUGUGAAGUACACGCAGUCGGACAUCCGGUUAAUCGAGGUGACGGAGAACAUCUGCAAGCGCCUGUUGGAUUACAACCUGCACAAAGAGAGGAGCGGCAGUAACAGAUUUGCGAAGGGCAUGUCAGAGACCUUCGAGACUCUGCACAACCUGGUGCACAAGGGCGUCAAGGUGGUGAUGGACAUUCCCUAUGAGCUAUGGAACGAGACCUCCGCUGAGGUGGCUGACCUCAAAAAGCAGUGCGACGUGCUGGUGGAGGAGUAUGAAGACGUGAUCGAGGAUUGGUACAGGAACCACCAGACAGAGGAUCUCUCACAGUUUCUCUGUGCCAACCACGUGCUAAAAGGGAAGGACACAAGCUGCCUCACAGAGAAGUGGACAGGCAAGAAGGGUGACCUGGCAAGUGUGGGGGAGAAGCAGAGCAAGAAAAAGAGCAGGAAGAAGAAGAGCCGGAAGGAUGAGAGCGAGGGGGCUGAAAGCAAGAGGGCUGCCAGCCUCCCGGCUGUGGGGGAGGCCCUGGAGGAGAGCGGGGUGCAGGAGGAGGCUCCGCUCACCCACAGCCCGGCCGAUGAGCUGUAGGCACACAGCCCCAGCCCCCGGGGCUCUUACCCUGCUGGCACUGGCGGGGACCAAAGGAGAAGGGACUUGCAGCAUGGGCGACAUGGGGGAGGCUGGAGCUGACUUGCCAGCCUGGGUGCAACCCUCUGGGCAGGGGGGUGGCACGGAGCCCCCGGCCCAGCCCUGUGGCCUCUCUGCUGCAGCUCCAGGUGCAGUUGACCACAGGCACUGCCCCAGCGCUGGCUCCUCGUCCUGCCCGCGGUGCCUGCACCCUGCCACACUGUAAAUAAAGACGUUUUCCCCAGAA